UCCUUCAUCUCUGACAGUGACUGACAGGUUAGAGGGAGUGUCACGUGACGUUUAAAUACCCUGUGAUUUUCAGCUCCGCCACCGCUCUCUUGAGCAACCCUCCCUCUCUCCUCCUCCUCCCGCUCUGUCACUCCCCUUCUUUAUCCAUCCUUUUUUUUCUGAGCACAGGAGGAUUGUUAUUGUGCAGCAUCCCCUGCCAGUCCGACACUGCCUCUGGGCCGAUGCUGCAUCCCCCCCCCCCUCCUCCUCCUCCCACACUGGCAGACGCGGGAAGAACUGGACCAACCUGCUCGCCCUCCCUCCCUCAUCCAGCCUGAUCUAAAGCCUGACUUGGACUGACGUCUCGAGGGAUACACAAGCUUUCUUCUGGACACAUCCAAAGGACUGCCAUCUUUACAGGAGAGAAAAAAAAAGUAUUAAUUCAUCAUUCAGUAAUUCUUCCGUUUGACACCUUAUUUAAACCUAGCAUCUUUUCUUUUCUAUUUGGACAUAUCCCAGGACUGCUAUUUCUGCAAACACAAAGCUUUAGGACAUAUCCCUGUGCUACUAUAUUAUCAAACUCGCUUUUUGGAAAUAUCACAGGGGAUAAAGGCAUAAUCCAUCAGACGAUCAGAGCUGGACAAAUAGACUGUAACCCCAUGCUGUAGCAGACUGCUAGCGGGAAGCCUUCAUCAGAGGGAGCACCAGAGGGACCAGAGAGAGAGAGAGGGAGCGAGAGAGAGAGCGAAAGAGCGAAAGGAUAGCUGUACUCAGAAAGUCAAAAUGACCAAAAUGGAACACCUGGACACCCAGUGAUCCAGAGCCAUUCGGAAGAGAGCGUUCUACUGCAGAAAAGCCUGAGCAUCGCUCUGGACAUGAAUGGCAAGGCUGGCCGGAGAGAGCCGGAGAACGGCACCGGCACCAACGGCAACACAAGCCACAGCAACACCGGCCACGGCAACACCGGCCACGGCAACGCCAACGGCAACAACACCGCCAUGGUGAUGGAGGCGCAGCCGGACACACAGCAGCCCCAUGUGCGGGUUUCGCGGCCGUCCAAGAAGGCGGCGACAUUUGGCAAGCGCUCCAACUCGAUGCGCCGGAACCCCAAGGCAGAGGUCGCCAAACAAGGGUGGCUCCACAAGCAGGCCAGCAGUGGCGUCAAACAAUGGAACAAGCGCUGGUUCGUGCUGACCGAUCGAUGUCUUUUCUACUAUAAAGACGAGAAAGAAGAAGGGGUGCUGGGGAGUCUUCCCCUGCUCAGCUUCCACGUCGGACCUUGUCAGCCCUCGGACAACAUCAGCCGCAAGUACGCCUUUAAGGUGUGGUAUGAGGAGGAGGCGGAGCAAGACGGGACAGACAGUAAGGGAAGCAUUGCGUUCUGUCUGCAGGUGGGGCACCCAGGAACUCGUACCUACUACUUCAGCGCCGAGUGCCAGGAGGAACAAGAGGAGUGGGUGAAUGCAAUGUGGGACGCAGCCAGCGUUCAGGUCUCUCACACACCAAGCAGGAGCGAUUCUGAACUCACCCCUUCAGAGGAGCUGAACCACAACCAGGUGCCCAAAGACCCAGCGCUGGAGACCAAUGGGGAGGCCGAUGCCACCCAGAAACUCAGCCUAUCCCCAGCCAGAGCUCGGCACCAAAUGAACGGAAACGCAGACACACCGGAGAGCAGAGCACCCCCUAGGAGGCCUCAGGAGCAUGAUGACAGGAUGGGGGGGCCUCACCGGCCUCAGCAUCCCAAUGGUUGGGGGAACUAUGGGCCGCCCAGCAGCCCGGCUUACCCCCAGGCCCAGCAGGGGAACCAGCGGCCGGAGAGCGUGGCGAUGCGGGAGAGCGUGGCGAUGCGGGAGAGCGUGGCGAUGCGGCAGAGCAUCGCGCCCCACAACGUCCCGGAGAGGCUGGCCCAGAGGAAGAGCUCCAUGACCCAGCUGCAGCAGUGGGUCAACCAGCGCCGCGGCAUGGCCGCCCAGGAGGACCUGCGCAGCCCCUCACGAUACUACCCAGGGAACCGUGGCAUGGCAGACUACUAUGGUGGGUACGCUGGGCCACAGUACAUGGAGGAGUACCCUAUGUACCCGCCAGGCAUGCGGCCGGACAGCAUCUGCUCGGCCUCGACCGCGUAUGAGCACCUCCCCCCACGCUGGACGGCGGAGGAGAAGCGGCGGUCCCUGCGCGAUGGCGGCGCCAUGUUCCGUGAGCCCCAGUGGCAUCCCGGCACGCCGGCCCAGGCCUACUACGGCCCUGCGGAUCCCCUGCACGGCUCCAUGCGCCGCCUCUCCAUCCAGCCGCGCUCCCGCUCCGUCCCGCGUUCACCCUCUUCCUCAGUCUCCGGGGGGCCCUACUCGCCGGGGCCGCACCUCUACGCCUCGCCCCUCCGCUCGCCCAGCACCCACUUCGACAGGGGGGGCCCCGGCCGGCCCCGGGACGAUCUCAUCUACGCCAACCCUGCGGCUUACGGCCUGCGGCGCUCGCUCAGCUCGCCAAAGUAUGACUAUCCUGGAGAUCGGCAGUCCAUUAGUCAAGGACUAUACCCUUACAACUACCCAGCAUCACCUGCUCAGCACAAUAAAAUGGAUGAUAUUUUAGACCUGCAGCUUCAGCGCAAUUUGGAAUACCUUGAUCAACAGGUGACUGAAGGAGAUCACCUAAUCAGCAUGGUAACCAGAAUGGUUGAGCGUACUUCCCCUCGACCAAAGUUAUACUCACAAGUGCCUCCAUUCCAUGAUGUCUAUAGAGACCUUCAUCCUACCCUGAAGCUCAAUGAGAUGGAGACAAGUAAACUUCUGGGCCGAUUGUGUGAGCACCACCGAUUUAUGAAGGAACAUGAGGCAGUGGUCCACCGGUUGCGGAUGGAUAAGGAUACCCUGGAGGAGGCGCUGGUGGCCACGCACCAGGAGAUGGAGAUGUACAGGAGUCAGGCCAUGAGCUCAGACAAGCUGCAGAUGAAGAAGGAGACUCUUCAGAGUCAGCUGAUCAACAUUCGUGGAGAGCUCUCCCAAGCCUCCAGUGCAUUGACAUCCACCAGAGUGGAGUUUGAGGCUUUAGAGGAUGAAGUCAACGCCAUCCAUGGGGACCUCUGGGAACAACUAAAUGCUGGUGGGCAGAGUGAACUGGUACACAGACACAUUCAGAAGGAGUUCUGGAGGGUCCAAGAUGUGUUAGAGGGGCUGCACAAGAACAACCUCUCUCGUGGGACAGACACUGCUAAGCACAGAGUGGCUAGUGGGGCAUCGGGUUCCUUCUGCACAAAUAGUCCUGCCAGUCCCCUGAGCUCUGUUAGCCUCACUAGCCCCCUGAGCCCCUUCUCCCCUGUCUCUGGCUCCCAGGUGUCCCCCACCAAGCAGACAGGCUCAGAGGACAAUGGGCCUCCGAGGCCACCCCUCCCUAAGUCCUACCUCCCCUUGGAGACCUCCCCCACUGCCCCACCCUCUGUACCCCCCUUGCCCUCUUACAGCAGUGCCUGGCACUCUAGCAGCCUAGAGGACCCCUACAGAGAUGACGACAAUGACUACCGCGGAAGAAAGCAGAGGCACUCAUCUGGAGAUAAGACCAGUUAUAGUGACCAGUACUUGGAGCAAACUAAUGUAAACAAAGUAGGCAUAGUUCCUCCAGUGGCGAGGUCUCCCAAUGAGGACCACACCAGGAGCUCCGCCCCCAUCCAUCGGAGAAAUGGAAAGGUGUCCAAUGGCCAUAUCUCCAGGGAGCGACCGAAGAGUGCAGUGUUCCCCGCAGAGGUGAAGUCCAAGAUGAGCGUGGAGGAGCAGAACGAACGCAUCAGACGGAACCUUAGCAACUCGGUCAGGGACAAGAGGCGCAGUCUGAACCUGUCCAGCUCCCAACAGUUAGACGGGGCCAAGCCCAGCUACAGGGUGGUGAGGAGGAGACAAACAGCACACGAGGUCGACAUUAAAGACCUGGAGGCCGCAGUUCGAGGAGAAGGGUUGGAGACGCCGCGGGAGGAGAUUGCCCGCCUGCGGCGACUACAGAUUGAGCCACAGCACUACGACCUGGACAUCAGCAAAGAGUUAUUAGCACCAGACAAGAUUUUGAUCCCUGAGCGGUACUUUGACGUAGAUCCCAGCAAACCUCUAAGCCCUGAGGAGAUGCGUGAAAAACAGAAGAAAGUGGAGAGGAUCAAGACUCUUAUCGCCAAAUCAAACCUGCAGAACGUAGUUCCCCAGCUAGACGGCCCAGUUGAGGGCCAGCCCAACCCCGAGCAGCAGCUGCACGAGCAGGAGAAGCGUAUCGAGAUCUCCUGCGCCCUGGCUGCCGAGGCCUCGCGCCGCAGCCGCCUGCUGUCUGCCCCGUGUGGCCCCAGCCCCCCCACCUCCCCCACCAGCCUGGCCCCUCCCCCUUCUGCUGAGUUCUCUGAAUCCUCCCACGUCAUGAAAGUGUGAGCCCGUGCAGCGCAAGCCCUGGCUGCCGUGAAGUUUGAUGGUGCAUCCUUCUGAAGAUGCACAGAGACCCACUGGACAAAGCAACUAUAUUUUGUCUCCCCCCAAACACUGUAAUUCUCUCGAUCGACCUUUCACAACAGUUGGAGAGGAAAUGUGACAAGAUGUUUGGAGAAUAGAUUACAUGUCCCGUAAUCAUUGUGGACGCAGUCAUCUGACAGGAGCGAGGCUACAGGCCACCCACCACCAGAGGGCAGCACUUCAGACCCACUUCCCCUCUAUCACUCUUUGCAUUGACACGCUUCUGUUGGGGCCUUAUAGACAUAUCAGCAAACCUUGGCAGGAAAACAGCCACACUAAUAACCAGUGAUGUUAUUUUACAUUUGAAACAUACUGAAACACUUUGGGUUGCAGCAGUAUCAUAUAUCAAGCUAUAAAACUAGCCAGAGGAGGUCAUGUUUACUUGCUCUGCCACUUUGGAAGUGACAAGCUCAGGGUAGAACCUGUGGUCAGACAAGUGAGAUGAGAAGGGAGCCGCCCGAAUAGAAUGCAGUGGUUAGACAGGGAUGUCAGACAGGUGGAAUUCUGGUAUGUGCCACUAGAGGGCUCUCCCAGAGAGAUGAAAGUCAGUCGGACCCGGUAGUCAGUGGAGGAUGCCCUUCGCCAGAGGAGACAGGACCAGUCCGAAAAUGAUGGUUUGAGUGGAACACGACACAUGUAGCAGUAAGUGACCAUUUACUUGGCGAAGCUGUUGUUUCAGUUUCAAGUCCGAAGCUUUGUACAAUGCAGUACACCGAGCUCCCUGUACACAGUAGGGUAGAGACAUAUAGAAAAAAUGUGGUCCUAUUGAUUUCAUUUUCCCCCAGUCUGGACAUAGACACAAUUGCACAGGACUUCCCACAGUACCCAAAACAUUACCAGAAGGGCUUCUGUGUCCAAUGCUAGCGUAGGUAUCCAAUCUUUGACCAAUUACUCUGGAGACGGAGAGUAGCCGAGGACUGUAGCGGAAAGCUAGACUCACUGUGACUCCUCUGUCCUCGUUCACCCGUCAACAUAGGGCUUUCCAGUGGUCAAACAUCUCAAACUCAGACAGAAUCCCAACGUCCAACCAAAUCCCAGCCGUCUGUCGGAAGUUAGCAUAUCUAAUACAAUACAAGUACUGAUGUAAAUAUUAACUACACCUUCACAUCAAAGCCAUGUGGACUACACUUAGUGCUUCAACUGCUAGGACCAUACUUUGGUGGUACCUAAAUACUAAUUGUUUUGGUGAACUAUUAUUUCAAGAGAAUAGAGGUUGAAAAAGCAAAACAACAAUAAAGAAGUGACCUUAGAAAUGUCUGCUAGUGCAAAUAUGUGUCUAAGAUGGGCCAGCAACUUGAAACGCAGAGAUGAUAAUGAUUAUUGAAGUAAUUAUGACUAUUAUGAUGAGGAUUAAAGUACAUAAGCAUGAUAUGGGGCUGCAUUUCACUGAGCCUGAAGCAUAUAUCACUGUGCCAUUUCUGGAUGGAACUGUGCUUGGGCAAGUCCGUUUUUUGUUGAUACAUGGAUCCUGUUUGUUACGGAUAUUACUAUUGUAACUAUUUUUCUAUGUCUACAAACACCUUUUGAUGUGUCAUCAGCCAACAGUAGUUUUGACCAUUCGGAAAAGCUGUCUGCUCCUUCCUGUGUCUUUAUACCUGAUUUGUUUACAAAGACGUUGUCCUUAUUUCAUCUCUCAGCCUCCAUGUCACGUACCGAAGCAUUGCCUCAUCGCUCCCAAAACAGGCUCUGCAUACAAGUUGUUGACCUAUCAACCACUGUUGUGUCUCUGUAUAGGAAGGUUCCAUUUGUUGUGUGGUUCACCACCUGUGUUUUCUAAAGCGAGGUCUAAAAGUGGGUUUUCAGUGCAUAGAUCUAGUACGCAGGUACACAGAGAGAUGUUGUUUUUCUUUCAUCUGUCAUUUUUCUCAGUAUCAUAUUUACAUAAUAGAAAAAAAUACCUACAGGAAGCUGUGCUGACUGUAUCGAAAUGUCAUAUUUGACAGCAAGAAGAGAACAUUUGUAUGCCACAGUCAGUUUUAUUGAUCCCACAAAAGAUAUGCAGGCAGAAGUGACUCGAAGCUAUAUUUUUUAUUCUUUUUGAAGAAGGUUUUAAAAAACACAAAGGUCAAGAAGAUGCAGUAAAUAUUUUUUUAAACAUGGGAAUUUGACGACAGGUCAGUGAAUACAAAAAGAAAAAGAAACUAUAGAUAGUUUCUCUUUUUUUCAUGUACUGGGAAGAUAUUUUUAAUUUAUUGAUUCUAAGAAUUGACUGAACGGCUUUGGUCAGAGACAACCGCGAAAACAUAUUUUUGAAUAAUUUGGGGGAUAAUGAUGUGUUGAAAAAAAAUGAUAAAAAACAUUCAAAGUACAGGUUUCCACUAUUUGCAGCAUAUGAGGCCAAGUUGGACAGGGACAAAAUGAGUAUAUUGGUCUGUGUACAUAUUUAUGAUCUAGGCUGUAUCUGUAUAAAUAAUACAUGUUGCUACUUUUGGGAAAACAGAAUUUGCUUGAACUAUGCAAACAUGAAUAAACAUGAUAAAUAUGCUUGCUUUAGAAAUACCCUCAUGCAAUAAAGUGAAUGUAUACAAAA
Messenger RNA from Clupea harengus (Atlantic herring), 6987 nucleotides. It is a transcript of the gene plekha6, whose product is annotated as pleckstrin homology domain containing A6. The record is from RefSeq and is a predicted model, not a curated record. NCBI's taxonomy places the organism in Eukaryota, Metazoa, Chordata, Actinopteri, Clupeiformes, Clupeidae.